UGUCUCCACAUCAUCCUGACCCAGCUGCUGCACGCUUUUGUUCAAACUCUGAAGUCAGUCAGUGUGGAGCAGAGGUGCUCCUUCAAGCCUCUUAACUAAUGUGCGUAGAAGAUGCUGAGGAAGACGUUACAGCUUAAAGUUACAGCAGCGCCGGAGGAGGAAUAUUAGUGAUCGUUUUUACUUUUGUUUUGUUUCGAACGUAUGAAGUUUGAAGAGUGCCUUGGAUAAAACAGCUGGAAUCGUGAAGGAAGCUGGUUGGUUUCCCUCAAAUCACUUCUCUGUUGGACUAUGACAGCUAAAAUACACAGACUCUAAAGAUUUUUUUUCUUUUUGUUGGCCAAAAAAAGGGGGGGUGGGGGAGAUUAGGCUUAUAUGCUUAACCCCCAACUUCUUCGCUGGAUCUCUAUGGAGAGCAUACGCCGUCUGCUCUCACGCAACCCCUGGAGUCGUGAACGUUGAAUCCACCGACUUGGAGAGCGGAAAACGACACAUUUAACCGCAUUUGAAUGCCUGUGCAAGGAGUUUGCUGGUUUUUGUGCUGCAGGCAGGGCUUCAGUUUGCUGGGACGGGACUAUGGGGAGAAAGAGGAGGAAGAGUCGUUUGAGUUGCGCAACAAGGAGGACUUGACUCCCAAUGGAAGGACUCCAACUGAGGUGACCGUUUCUCAGCCUACUUGUGCAACCAAUGGAACAAAUGGGCACGCUGUCUCUCAGUCACCUGUAAAAAUGAAGAAACCAACCAAUGAGGAGUAUGGGAUGGGGGUGGAUGAAGAACCAGAUCUGAUAGUAAAAGGUUGGCUUUUACGGGAGGUUGGUGGUAGCUGGAUAAAGCAUCGUCGGUACUGGUUUGUCUUGAGCCAGGAUUCCCUCGACUACUACACUGGGCCAGAGAAAGGCGCUCGGAGACUGGGCACGCUGGUUCUCACCAGUCUCUGCUCUGUCAUUUGGCCAGACAAGCAAACUUACAAAGAAGCAGGUUACUGGAGCAUUACUGUUUAUGGACGGAAGCACUGCUACAGGCUGUACACCAAGCAUUUCAAUGAAGCGGUGCACUGGGCCUGCGCCAUCCAAAAAAUCAUUGAUACCAAAUCUCCAGUGGAAACGCCGACACAACUUUUGAUUCGAGACAUUGAGGAGAAUAAGUUCAACCCAGAGGUGGUGGAACACAUCUACCAACACAACGCCAUUCUUAAGUACACCCAGGGCCCCCUCUAUGCUCCUCUGCUUCCUUUCCCUUACGGCAAUCUGGAGCACACAUACCACAAUGGGAAGGGCUACGGCUCAGUGCGUGAGGAGGCGGUGAAGCUCUUCAACUGCCUGCAGCAGCUGGAGUCGGCACGGGAGCCGGUUCCAAUCAUCCAGGGCGUGCUGCAGACCUGCCUGGACCUGCGGCCCCUCCGUGACGAGGUGUACUGUCAGCUGGUGAAGCAGACCAGCCACACGCCUUCCCCGAACACCGCUGCGCAUCUCCGUUACUGGCAGCUCCUCACCUGCAUGAGCUGCACCUUCCUGCCAGGGUCCACCGUGCUCAAAUAUUUGAGGUUCCACCUCAAAAGAAUUCAGAGCCAAAGUCCUGAAUCUGAAAUGGAUAACUAUGCAUCGUUCAUCAGUGAGGCUUUGGAAAAAACUAAAUGCCGCGAGUGUGUGCCAUCAUGGGAGGAGAUCCAGAUGCUGAUGAACCGACAGGAGAUGCUGUGCACCGUGCACUACCCUGGCCCUGGCUCCUGCCAGCUCUACAUCAGCUCUCACACCACUGCCAAUGAGGUGGUCCGAAGGAUGCAAGAGAAGCUGGGCCUUCAAGACAGCAAAAAUACAUUUGCACUGUAUGAGCAGAAUGCACUGUGGGAGCAGCCGGUCGCAGGAAACUCCCUUAUCGCAGACAUCCUGACCAGCUUCACCACCAAAGAGUCGGAGUCUCAAUCUCAGUGGAAACUGUGUUUUAAGCUCUACUGCCUGUUGGACGCUGACAGCAUAUCAGUGGAUAGCAUCGAGUAUUUAUUCCUCUUUGAGCAGUGCCAUGAGAUGGUGGUGCGUGGUCAGCUUCCAGCAUGCGAGGAGGACCUGCUUGCCCUGGCGGCCCUCAGGCUUCAGAGCCUCACGGGAGACUUCAGCACGCACGCCCCCUUCCCGCCUCUGGACGAGCUUUUCCCCGGUCAUAUGCUUGAAACUCGGGUCCUCAUGUCGCUCUCAGCCCCGCAGGCGGCACCCCCCUGCCAGGUGGGGGGUCAGGACUGUCCCGCCACGCAGCGGUUCCCUACAGGCCUCCUGGCUGGGACGCUGUGGAGUCACUCGGCCACGGUCGCUCACAAGCAAAAGAUGGAGAACGACAAGCGGCUGCGCAGCCGGCUGAAGGAGGAAGCGGCAGUGGUGACGACGGCCAUCUUGGAGCGUUGGAAGGGUCUGACUGGGUACAGUAGCAGGGACAGUAUGGCUGCCUACCUCACAAUUGCACGGCAGUGGUCAGGCUUUGGAUGCACUCUUUAUGAAGUGGACUUUUACAUUAGUUCAAAAGGGAAUUUCUCUCAGAAACUGUGGCUGGGUGUCGCUGCUACAUCUGUGUCCAUCUACAAGCAAGGAGAAUCAGAGGCUUUGGAGUCCUUUCCUUAUGGCCAGAUUUGCUCUUAUGGUGUAUCUGACAGCAACACCUUUAAGAUCACAGCUGGCGAUCGGGAUCUAAUAUUUGAAACCAGCAAGCUGACUGAGAUCAUGCAGCUCAUGAACGCCUAUUUCAGUGCCAUCCAUCGCCAACGAGGUAAAGGACAGGAUGCAGACACCAUAACUUUCACCGAAAACACAGACGUGGGCUUCCGUCACCUCGCCCCGACACCGACCCCCACACUUCUGGAGCUGCCCUCUCACCCCGUUUAAGAGGAACUCUUACCCACACCCCUCACACCAUCCUCCUUCCCAUGGGGAGGUUCCGGCCCAGUCCUGAAGACCCUCGGCCUCCUCCACUGGGAACGGUGCUGAAGCCAAUACAAAGAGAGGGCUGUUUUCCAUCCCCAUCUAUGAAAACAAACUUUCCUCGAGACUUCCAGCUAAAGAAGCCGCUCUUAGAAUGAAAAGCGUGAGAUAUGGUGCAAGGAAGGCUUGGAAAUGCACAAAAACCAGUGCCGUUACUGAUGAGGUGUUGCACCUCCCACCCCCUCUUCCCACCAUGCAUCCAUCUUUACUACUCUAAAUGGCAAUAAACCCAACCCCAACUGCACCGCACCCUCCUCAGCAAGAUGUUGGCGUGAGUCUUACUACCACCGCAAACAUUAAGACUUGCAGCGAUCAUAAGCCAUAGAGCUACCCUCAUAAAGCCCCAGCUCAGAGCGAAAACACUACCCUCUCCCCUCGCUCUCUUGCUCUGUGGGUGCCAUAUUGGAUUUUUCUUUCCUAGAAGGCAGACGUCCCUCAUGCACUGUUGGAAAAGUAUUGAGAACGUUCAGUGACACACACACACACACACCCUGACUCCCCCCUGUUCUUCAUCAGUCAGUUUUCAUAAGAUCCCGGCUGGGCUUCCAUUACCUAGAACUGUUGAUGCAGAGAGGCCAUGUGAACUUGGAACUGGAAGCAGAUGUUGGAGCUCUGCGGCUGAGUCACUCUGGCUGCAGUAACUGCACAGCCUCCUGCCAGGGUGUCAAUCUGAUCACAAAAGAAAAAAAAAAAAUUUCAUUCAUGAUGCAUUCAGGUUUAGAAAGAAAUCAAAGGAUUUUCAAGCUGUUUUUAACAAAUUGCCUCCAAAUGCACUGAUUUCCUCCCUUCUUGUUGAGCUGCUUGUCUUGCUUGUGGUCCUGGACAUGAAACUUGGAGAACAUCUAACACCUGACCAGUGCAGGACUUUUCUGCUGAAGAGAACAGGUGCUUCUUUGUUGAUUUAAAAGACGGAACACCACAAAGCUUUUACCAUGCCAACCGUUAUCAUGCAGUGCCCCACGUGUCGGCUGGCAUUCGAGAAAAGACUUCUCAAGUGGAUGCUUUUGUAUUAUUUAUGCAUUUUUUUUUUACUUGUCUUAAAUGUAGAUCCAGACUUAUCUUUACAUUAAGUUUUCUCUAAGUGACCAGGACCAUAAGUCUGUUUGGUUCUGCUGUUAAUUCUUUCUAGCUCCUGCUUUUCUUCUAGUUUUCCUUGAAAAGCUAAACUUGGACCAAAGACUAAUAUUUUUUAUAAGCUUUUAGAAGAAAAUUUCAACAAACACAGACAGAAUCGCUAAUCAUCUUUAGAUGUUUGUCUUCCAGAUUAAUAUUCAAGAGCCUGUUUUUUUUUUUUUGUAAGGAUAAUCCUAAAUUCAUGUCUGCUACACUAGAAAUAUAAACAGUUUGAACACUUUUGUGUCUACACCACGAAAGGCCUUGACAAGUUAUUACCCUACCCCUGGUUCAGAAGCAGGUCUUUAGCUUUUUCCACGCCAGCUGCAGGCAGCUCCGAGCUAGAUAUAUGUAAAGGAAAAAAAACUAACUGCGGAUGUCUUUGCUUAGUAUUAAGCUUGUCUGUAAGCUGCAUGGUACCUUUUUUAUGUAAUGUGUAUAUUUAAUUGCACUAUUUUUAACUAACUUGGGAGUGCAAUAAAAACUAUAAAUACUGUAAUUAAUAAAAAUAAAUACCCAUUUUACCUUA
Molecule: messenger RNA, 4605 nt
Organism: Poeciliopsis prolifica (blackstripe livebearer)
Lineage: Eukaryota; Metazoa; Chordata; Actinopteri; Cyprinodontiformes; Poeciliidae
Gene: plekhh3
Product: pleckstrin homology, MyTH4 and FERM domain containing H3
Exons: 13
Coding region: 507-2867 (786 amino acids)
Biological process (GO): signal transduction
Cellular component (GO): cytoskeleton
Source: RefSeq, a predicted model, not a curated record